AUAAUAUGGUCGGCGUCGAGAAAUCCGCAUGGUGGAGGGUGCUCCCCGCCCCGAAGCGUCAUCAGAGGAAAGUUUUCUUCCAUCCUCGUCUGCAUGGAGAAAAAAAAACCUUCAAACUCGAAACUUCGAACACAACCCCCACAGAAAUCUUCGUUAACAUAAGCAAAUUAACAUUCUUAUUAAGUGUGUUAUUGGUGUUACUAUAACAUUCCUCUUUAUUUUAUAUGCAAAAUAUAGUUAAAUAUUUUCACCGCAUAGGUGAGUCCAAUAAGCUAUAAGCAAAGACAGCCAUUGUGUAAGUAUAUAUGGAAGCUGGUUAGUUACUGGUACAGACAUAGGUAAAAAUGGUUGACGCUUACCCUAUUUGCUCUCUUCUUCCUUCUCCUUCUACAUUCCUCAACAAUCGCAAUUUCUCUUCCUUCUCUACUUCAUGUCACUAUCUCAAAUUUUCCAAAAAUCUCUCUCAUUUCAUCACACACUCUUCCUUUCAAAACCCAUCUGCGAAACAAGAACACCCAGAUGCAAAGUCUUCACCUUUAUUGAAAACUAACACCUGGGUUAAUCCCAUAAACCCAAAUACGAAACAGAUUUUAAAGCGUUCAUUUUUGUUGAAACUAGCCAAAACUCUUGACUCAUGUGACCCUAAUGAAAAUCAAGUUUAUGAAAUCAUUAAGGGUUUUGUUGUCAAUGUAACUCAACGUAAUGCUAGUUUUAUUCUGAAUAAUAUGUCGAAAACUGAUAAUGCAAUGUUUGUGUUUAGAUACUUUAUGCAGAUGUUUGAACCAGAGCAAGUUGUUUUUUACAAUGUGAUGUUGAAACUGUUUAGGAAAAGUAGGGAAUUUGAAAAUGCAGAGAAACUGUUUGAUGAAAUGCUUCAAAGAAUGGUUAAGCCUGAUGUUAUUACGUUUUCGACGAUUAUUAGCUGUGCUAUACUGUGUUCUGAACAUCAUAAAGCUGUAGAGUGGUUUGCGAUGAUGGGUUCGUUUGAAUGUGAACAUAAUGACUACAUAUCGUCGUCUGUGAUUUCUUCUUAUGCACGUAUUGGUAAUUUUGACAUGGCUUUGAGAUUAUAUCGUCGUGCAAAGAAGGAGAAAUGGAAAGUUGAAAAGAUGGCGUUUUCGGCGUUGAUUAAGAUGUAUGGGAAGUCGGGAAAUUAUGAUGAAUGCUUAAGUGUUUACCGUGAUAUGAAGGUUUUUGGUGUUAAUCCUAACAUGACGGUAUACAACAAUCUGUUGUGUGCUAUGGGAAGAGGCAAGAGAGCACGGGAAGCCAAGGCUAUAUAUGAGGAGAUGAUAAACAAUGGAAUUUCACCAAAUCAGUUAACCUAUGAAUCUGUCUUGCAAGCCUAUUGUAGAGGAAUGCAUAAAAUAGAUGCCUUGAGUGUGUAUAAGGAAAUGAAAGAAAAGGGAUUGGAUAUCGGUAGAGUUCUAUAUCACAUGCUUCUUGAUAUGUGUGCUGAUGUUGGUUAUGCAGAUGAAGCUGUUGGAAUAUUUCAAGAUAUGAAAUCUUCCGGAACUUGCCAUCCAGACAGUGUUGCAUACACAUCCUUGAUUAACAUGUACACCCGCACUGGAAAAAUUUCUGAGGCAGAAGCCAUGUUGAAUGAAAUGAUGAAUAGUGGGUUUGAGCCUAAUAUUUUAGUACUGACAUCUCUUGCUGGUUGCUAUGGAAAAGCAAAACGACCUGACGAUGUUGUGAGGAUAUUUAAUCAACUUUUGGAUUUGGGCAUUAGUCCCGAUGAUCGCUUUUGUGAUUGUCUUUUGUAUGUUAUGACACAAUUACCGAAACAAGAACAUGGUAAAAUAACAGAUUGCAUUCAGAAGGCCAAUCCAAAGCUUAGUUUUGUGGUUAGGUAUUUGAUGGAAGAGAGGGACGGUGAUGGAAAUUUUUGGAAGGAAGCAUCAGAACUUUUUCAUUCAAUUGAUGACUUUGUUAUAAAGAAGUCCACGUGCAACAGUCUAAUUGAUCUUUGUGUCAAUCUGGAAGUUCCGGAUAGAGCUCGCGACCUUCUCAACCUGGGAGUUACUCUUGAGAUAUAUCCCAAUAUGCAGAAUAGAUCUCUAACCAAGUGGUCUUUGUAUGUAAAGAGUCUCUCAACUGGAACUGCUCUAACAGUAUUUUAUGUUUGGAUAAAUGACAUAUCUAAAGCUUUGGAAUCAGGGGAGGAGCUUCCACCAGUACUUGGAAUUUAUACCGGGACUCGGAAAAACAAGUCUUCACGAAUUGUAAUUGAAUCAUAUCUGAAUGAACAUAAUGCUCCAUUCCAAAAGGAUAAUGAUAUGGCUGGGUGGUUUUUGACAACGAGUGAAGCAGUUAAGCCAUGGCUACAAUCUAGGAAAACUGAUGCUACUUUGGACUCCAGGGUUUUAGAUGUUCCAACUAUGGCUCCUUCUCAUUGACAAUGUUGUUUUAGGUAGCCAUGCUUCAUGUAGUUUUUCUUUUUCUGCCAUGAGGAAAUUUUUAUAUAAGUUUUUGAGAUUGUUUUUUUAGUGGAUUCUUAUAUUUUGAUUGCCGACCUGAUAUAGUAUAAUCUAUUUAAAAUAUCAUAUUUAAUCUAUAUCUUAAAGAGUAGUUGCUUACACCAUGAGAAAAAGUUGAGUCAUCAGUUUUGUUAUUUUCUUUUAUUUAUUACAAAAAGCUUAGGAAAAAAAAAUGUUAGUGCUGUUAAGGUUGACUUAUAUGUUUAGCAUAAUUGUUGACCUUAUUUAGUCACUUUUUUUUAUCUGAGUUUGACUUAAAGUUUUUAGCUUUAUUUAUUAAGUAUAGUGAUUGGUAAAAUGAAGUAAGAAAGUUCUUCUGACUUUUGUUAAGAACAAUAUUUUGAAUGUGGUGACCACCUUCAAGUCACUAUUACCACCCCAUUUGACUUUUAUGAGAGUUUUCUGUAUAUUUUAUUAUAGAAGUCAAAAUUAGAACCAAAACUAUGUGAUAAGUUGAUGGCUUGCACGU
Molecule: messenger RNA, 2949 nt
Organism: Trifolium pratense (red clover)
Lineage: Eukaryota; Viridiplantae; Streptophyta; Magnoliopsida; Fabales; Fabaceae
Product: pentatricopeptide repeat-containing protein At4g16390, chloroplastic-like
Exons: 1
Coding region: 345-2399 (684 amino acids)
Cellular component (GO): chloroplast
Molecular function (GO): protein binding
Source: RefSeq, a predicted model, not a curated record